This is a messenger RNA of Aspergillus tubingensis, 3789 nucleotides long. Its product is annotated as serine/threonine-protein kinase. Bases 1 to 3789 code for a protein of 1262 amino acids. Gene Ontology annotation, molecular function: protein serine/threonine kinase activity; ATP binding. Gene Ontology annotation, biological process: intracellular signal transduction; protein phosphorylation. The transcript is spliced from 5 exons. Gene Ontology annotation, cellular component: cytoplasm. Lineage: Eukaryota; Fungi; Ascomycota; Eurotiomycetes; Eurotiales; Aspergillaceae. The record is from RefSeq and is a predicted model, not a curated record.
AUGCGGACUCCCUUGACGGAUGCUUCAGCAAGAGUAAACAAAUGCCUUGCCCCGAUUACAGAGCGAGAGGAGCCACUGAGACAACCACAGCAACAGAUGACAUCGCCGGUGCCGAUGUCCAUUGUGACAAGUCCUCUGUCCGCAAAGAAUGCCGAUGUCAACUGCAGCAGCCCGGCUCCAGGCUCACAGCCAGGGACUAACCGCAAUUCUGUAAUGUCAGCGGCGUCAAUAAUCACCAACCAAGGCAAGAGGAAGACACACGUGGGACCAUGGCAACUCGGAAGGACACUCGGCACGGGGGUGAGCGGCCGCGUAAGACUGGCGAAGCAUUCAGUAACGGGGCAGUUGGCUGCGAUCAAGAUCGUCUCGAAGAAAUCCGCCGCCAUAACGCAAAGUGCGAGUAUUGCGGGAAUGGAUAAGAAGGCCAAUCGUAUAGGGGGUAUAGGGCCGCGCCAGAUCCCAUCCGGGCUGGAGCGCGAGGUUGUCAUCAUGAAGCUGAUCGAACACCCAAAUGUGAUCAAUCUCUAUGAUGUUUGGGAGAACCGGGGCGAAUUGUACCUAGUAUUGGAGUUCGUUGAAGGGGGCGAGUUGUUCGAGUACGUCUCUGAGAACGCCCCUCUCAGAGAGGACGAAGCGGUACGAAUAUUUUGCCAGAUAAUUGCUGGUCUGGGUUAUUGCCAUCGCUUCAACAUCUGUCAUCGAGACCUGAAGCCAGAAAACAUACUUCUUGAUGCGCAGGGCAAUGUGAAGCUCGCUGACUUUGGAAUGGCCGCUCUUCAGCCAUCGCAUCGCUGGCUAGACACGUCUUGCGGAAGUCCACAUUAUGCUGCGCCGGAGAUCGUCGGAGGGAAGAGAUAUCUAGGUGACAAGGCAGAUAUAUGGAGCUGCGGCAUUAUCUUAUAUGCAUUACUGACAGGCUUUCUGCCAUUCGACGGAGAUGACACCCAUCGCACACUAGAGCUAGUGAGGCGAGGAGAGUUUAAAAUCCCUCCGAAUAUAAGCCGUGAAGCAGCGGACCUCAUCAUUCGGAUAUUGGAGAAGAACCCGGACCAUCGAAUUAGCAUGAGCGAAAUCUGGAGACACCCUCUUAUUAGGAAGUAUGAGAAGCGCUACCAAGGGGCAGUGGACUAUCACAUCGGCCCUGCACCGCCGCUUAUGCCCGAAGACUGUGGCCCACCCAUCACCAACAAGGAAGACGUCGACAUCGACCUUCUGAGAAACCUGCAGACACUAUGGCAUGAUGCUACCCCAGAAGCAAUACUGAAGAGAAUCUUAGAUCCUACUCCGAGCCAUCAACGCCUGUUUUACAAUGCUUUGGUCAAAUUUAGAAACGAACAGUUGGAAAAUUAUCAGGGACAGACUCUCGAGCACUCCGCCAGCGACUAUCACCAUAUAUCAGUGGCACCGCGUACACCGAGUCGCCGAACUCGACGUGCGAAGGGCAGCUCAGCGAAGUGGUCGCAAUUUCCACCCGUGAAAGAAACAGGAAUAAGGACCAAGUAUAAUGAAGAGCCAAAGUCCUGUGCGACGACGCGAAGCUACGACCCGUUCAGAUCUCCACAAGGCAAAUACCCCCAAAGAGAAGCGAAGUGUGCGAAGAUCACAGUCUACCGUAAUGGGCUCAUUGUCGAUGUCGAUAAGACCGCAAAAGAACCCACAGAAACGGCUCCUCAACCGAGGCCAGCUGCAAAGAACACGGAUCUCGAGGUGCCCCAGGUGCCUCAGGUGCCCGAGUGUCCACCGAGCUCACCAUUCGUGCUUAUGCGUGAUAAGCGCAUGAAGGUCAAUUCCGUCAAAUCAUUCCAUUCAAAGACCUCGUUGUCUGGGUCUCGUCGGGCUCUUUAUGUCGCAUCAACGCCGCGUUCUGCCAGCUACAAACGUAAUGUAUCCUUCCACCACAAAAGGAACCGCUCGCAAGGCUCAGUACUAUCCACCAAAGCGAGGCCACCGCGGCCGAAAGCCCGCAAUAUCAGGCUUGAUGCAAGUGAAAGCACUGUAAUAUCUGAUUACGACGAUGAUCCAUUUUCCGACGCACAAGAGAGCCCAUCGUUGCCCGCUCAGCCCACAGUUGUGCGUGGAGCUGGUGUUACAGUGAGGAAUUGCCCUCAGAUGAAAAAGGUGCGAAAUAGCGAUAUCAUUUGGAAAGACGAUGCGCGGAAGGUGUCCUAUGAACUUAGUCAAAUAUGCGAGGAGGCCUUCAACGGCAGCUCACUGUCCACGAAUUGCACCGCCAGCACAUGCAUUGGUUCCGAGACGCCUGCAACAUCCUUGUCAAUCGCUAGCCCUGAGGUGUCUUAUCAACAGCUUGCUUCCAAAGGACACUCAACCACACGCACGGCACCCCCAGCGGCAUCGUCGCCACGAUCAUACACGGCCGCAGAGCUUACUGAAACUCGUCGUAAACUGAUCCAGCAUUCAACUAAGGACGACUCAGGGAACAUCCCGGGCUACUUGAAGCCGAUCAUUGCACACCUAGAUCGUCUGAUUGAGCAGGAUGAAACGAAACGACGAGAGCGGCGGGAUAAUCCUAUACCUUAUCCCAGUGCGCUGAGGGAGCAAUCUGUCCGGUCGUCAAGUGAAACACCGCAGCCACCAGAAGCACCCAAACUCCCGGAAACUGCACCCAACCCUCUAAUCAAUGCUCACAAAGCAGAAGACCAAGGGAAAGUCGUGCUGCAAACUCCCCAGAAGCAUCCUGGCCGCUCCAACCGCGAUGGAAAGAGAACAGUUCGCAUGGUGCCUCAUAGUUCUCUGCAGUCGAUGGGGCCUACCAAGGACUUGAACAUUCGAAAGAACCGUAGUUCUAUUCCCGAAGGCAUUCCAGAGACACCAGACGUGUGCACAACGGAUGCGGAGAAAGAGCAGGCUGCAGCAUCUACACGCAAGUUCGCUUCCCUGAACCCCGGCCAAGACCGGGGUCCCUGCGAACUCGACCCCAUUGAAGAAACGCCAGGAUCACCCAGACGUAACGGCACCCGUUCUUCGGACAACAAGAAAUGGUCGUGGUUCCAGAACAGGGCUCAGAUGGCAGGGGAUCACACUACAAGAGAUUCCAGCGACGUCCCGCAAAUCCAACCGAGUUCAGCUACUGUGAUCAGGCACCACCAAGGUGACUCGAGAGAAGCGAAGGCCAACACCCAGCGAGAUAGUCACUUCAAUGGAAAGCCGUCGCGGACGAAGCCUAAAGGCGGAUUCUUCAGAAGACUAAUGAAUAGACGAGCAAGCAAGGAAUCUCAGAACCAGGAUACAGGCUUUGACACUGCAGAAACCAAUGUCUUGCUCCACGAGAACAUCGAGACUGGUAACACAACAGACACCGAAUAUGACGGCAAACCUCUUCCACCUCCUCCGCGCGGUGGAGGCAAGAGCCAGAACUGGUUCGCACGCGUAUUCCAACUCAAGCCUGCUACUCGAGUGAUAGCACUCAACACAUCGACCACCAAAGCCCGGAAAUACAUCCAUAAGACAAUGCGUGAGUGGAAGAAAUGGGGUAUGGAGGAGGUUUACCUUGACAAGGACAAACGAGUCAUCUACGGAAGCGUGGGUGAAGUCAACUUGCUAAAUCUUCGACCGGUCCAAUUCUCCGCUGAAUUCUGCACAUAUCUAGAACAAGGUCGACAGGAGAACCUCAGCCUCGUCCGCUUCAAGCAAGAGCGGGGAGCAGCGUCAUCCUUCCACAAGGUGGUGGACACUCUCUAUCUCCUCAUGAAGGGCCAGCACAUGCUCAUGGAAGAUCCUGCGCGAGCAAAAGAGAUGGUUCGAAUUCUGGACGACUACCCGAACCCUUGA